This is a messenger RNA of Lepisosteus oculatus (spotted gar), 2057 nucleotides long. It is a transcript of the gene cyba, whose product is annotated as cytochrome b-245, alpha polypeptide. The record is from RefSeq and is a predicted model, not a curated record. Gene Ontology annotation, molecular function: heme binding. NCBI's taxonomy places the organism in Eukaryota, Metazoa, Chordata, Actinopteri, Semionotiformes, Lepisosteidae.
CUUCUGCAGAUAUUCGGCUGCUGCAGUCCUCUAUCAUCAUAUGUGUCAGUCUGGGGAUCAGGACGGCUGUCGCCGCUGACUGAAGAUAUUGUUUGUCCGAGAGCUGAGUAUCUACAAUGGGGCAGAUAGAGUGGGCUAUGUGGGCCAAUGAGCAAGCUCUGGCGUCCGGGCUGAUUCUCCUGGCCGGCGGCAUCGUGGGGGUGGCGGGACAGUUCCGCGGGUGGGAGUUUGCGGCUUAUGGAGUGGCUGCCGGCGUGUUCGUGUGCCUGCUGGAGUACCCCCGGGGCAAGAGGAUGAGCAAGGGCACCAACAUGGAGCGGACGGGACAGAGGUGCCUGACGAUCUGUGUGAAGGCGUUUGGGCCGGUCACUAGAAACUACUACGUCAGAGCUGUGCUGCACGCAAUUCUGUCCGUGCCAGGAGGCUUCAUUCUGCCCACUGUCCUGGGCUGUGUCUGUCUUGGCAUUGCUAGCCUGAUCUACCUGGCGGCCGCCAUCCGGGGGGAGCAGUGGGAGCCCAUCCUGCCUCAGACGGUGACCAAGGAGCGGAUCGGGCAGAGCAUCAAGCAGCCCCCCCAAAACCCCCCUCCCCGCCCCCCCGUGGACGUCCGCAGAAAACGGACAGACGACGCCGAGGGAGCCGCUUAUGUCAACCCCAUUCCUGUCACCGCCAGCGAGUCCUAACAGCCCGGCCCGCGGGCCCACAGCCGCUGUGUACAGCGCGCGGCACCACUCGCGGGCUGGGCUGGGUGCGAGGUGGGCAGGGAGCACUGGGCCCCCUGCGCGUGUGUCUGGGGAUGGUGUUCCCGUUCUGGAGCUUUCACUUAUUUAUUUUUGUGGAGCAGAGUAGAAUUAGCAAUUGUUUGACUGUUUAUACCUGCCAUUCAUUGCGUGGAAUACUUACUAGCUUUCCAGUUACUGUCUGACCAGUUCAGAAGAGCGAGACCCAGUGCUGUUUGUUAGUGAGAUGAACUGCGAGUGUUUAUUUCCCCUGGUCAGCUUUUACUCUGGUCUGAAACCAGUGCCACCUGCCAUCCACAGUGAUGUAUGGUUAUAGGACUAUGUUCCAAAUAUUUCGCUCCAGACCAAUUCUUUGGAUACUUUUACUCACUCUUUCAAAGACAGACCCCAUUUUUUAAAUUCAGAACUAUUUUUAAGUGAAAAAAUGAAUUGUGUUUUCCACAAAGUUUUGUCUCUGGAUUGAUUAGCAUAUUCAUUUUUUUAAAUGAAAAAAACCUGCAGCUGCUUGACCACACCUGCUUCAAAGCCAAACGUCUCUCUGCCGGGUGCAUUGGGAGUGAUCUUCCAGUCAACACUCGGGUGUGGAAGACCAGGAAAAAUCAGCACACGUUUGGUGCAGUGUCUUGGCCUGUGUUUUCAAAGCAAAAUGUAUAUUCAAACUGCCACAUCAAGUGUCAGGUAGAAUGAAAAUCAGAAGACUCAUCACCUCUCAAAUUCUGGAGUUCAGCACUCCUGGUCUUUCAUGCAUUUACAAAAUCUUAAUUUCCUGUACAAUGGUUACACUGUUUGUCCCAGCCAAAGAAGUGAAAGAUGUUGGGCCAAUGGGAAAUACUACACCCUUCGCUUCAUGUGAUGUUGCUUCUGAUCCCUUCUGUGGACUGUCCAAGCUGGGAAACUAGUAUAUCAAGCCUGAGAUUAGGCCUGUGAGGGCAAAAAUAAGAAUCACUGAGAUUUACCCAAAAAGCCAAAUGAAAUAAAGAAGAUCUUAAGAAUGUUGUUUUCAUGUUUUGUCUUAAAAUUACCUGCAGUUGAAUGUGAAUGAAGGUCUUUUUUCUGAUGUUCAUUUUCAGAAUUUAUCUUGCUUGCAUUAAUAAUUUUCUAGUUGUUCAGUAAAUGAGUACUGUAUAAGUAAAUACCUGCAUUCUGACAUUGCAAUUUGAAAGAUGUUUCUGUAUAAAGAUUUUCAUGUGAGGAAACUUUUAUAAUACUUUUUUUGUAAAUGCUCUGUAUGUGUUUUUACCAGUAUAUCUUAAAACAACAACUGAUUAUGUGUAAUCCAAGACAAAACAAAUAAAUAAAAGCAGUAUACUGUAUUGA